Messenger RNA from Drosophila obscura, 681 nucleotides. RefSeq names its product enhancer of split m8 protein (gene E(spl)m8-HLH). The coding region runs from base 71 to 640 and encodes 189 amino acids. NCBI's taxonomy places the organism in Eukaryota, Metazoa, Arthropoda, Insecta, Diptera, Drosophilidae. The record is from RefSeq and is a predicted model, not a curated record. Gene Ontology annotation, molecular function: RNA polymerase II cis-regulatory region sequence-specific DNA binding; protein dimerization activity; DNA-binding transcription factor activity, RNA polymerase II-specific. The transcript has a single exon. Gene Ontology annotation, cellular component: nucleus. Gene Ontology annotation, biological process: regulation of transcription by RNA polymerase II; anterior/posterior pattern specification; regulation of neurogenesis.
UCUACAAGGCAACAUCGCAAGAGCAAAAAACGAGCCACAUUUCGUUUGCUGCACACAAAAACUCGUAAAAAUGGAAUACACCACCAAGACACAGAUCUACCAGAAGGUGAAGAAGCCACUGCUGGAACGCCAGCGUCGGGCACGCAUCAACAAGUGCCUGGACAACCUGAAGACACUUGUCGCCGAGAUGCGCGGCGAUGAUGGCAUCCUGCGCAUGGACAAGGCGGAAAUGCUCGAAUCAGCUGUGAUCUUUAUGCGCCAGCAAAAGUCAAAGAAAACAUCCGCCUCUACACCAGCCGCACAGCCCGCCCAGUCCGCCCUGCCUCUGGAUAGCUUCCGUAAUGGCUACAUGAAUGCCGUCAAUGAGGUGUCACGUGUCAUGGCCUCCACACCUGGCAUGAGCGUUGAUCUCGGCAAGUCGGUGAUGACGCAUCUGGGACGCAUCUACAAGAACCUGCAGCAGUUCCACGAGGCCCAGACAACAAUGGCCGUCGUCGAGAGUGAGAGCGAAAUGGACUGCUCCUCAUCAUCCAAUGCGGCACCCCUCAGCCCCGCCUCAUCUGGUUAUCACAGCGAUUGCGAGAGUCCAGCCCCGUCGCCCAUGCCAGAGGAUGCCGAGAAAUUGGGGCGCCCCUGGUAAAGUGGCAGGCGAGCAGGAUGGAAGAGAGAGAUAGAGAUAGA